UCUCUCUCUCUGUCUCUCUGGUUGGCAGAGUCUAGGAUUCUCCCUUCACACCCUCUCACAGUUCCUCUCCCCCUGCUCUGACCACCCUUCCUCCCGAGUGUGCCGAAAGGGAGGGAGUCGCAGCCGAGCGUGGCUGAGGGCGCCGGGGAGGUGGCGGUGGUGGGUGUGUGCGUGUGUGAAGGACGCCACCUCUCGCUCCUGCGUCUACAGGCGGUGGCGGGGCUUUUCGCUCCGGCAACGGUGGCGACAGCGGCCCCGGCUUCCGGAGUCCCGCCGCGAAGAUGCUCAAAGUCACAGUGCCCUCCUGCUCCGCCUCGUCCUGCUCUUCGGUCACCGCCAGUGUGGCCCCGGUAACCGGGAGCCUCAUCCCAGAUUACUGGAUCGACGGUUCCAACAGGGAUGCUUUGAGCGAUUUCUUCGAGGUGGAGUCGGAACUGGGACGGGGUGCUACAUCCAUUGUGUACAGAUGCAAACAGAAGGGGACCCAGAAGCCUUAUGCUCUCAAAGUGUUAAAGAAAACAGUGGACAAAAAAAUCGUAAGAACUGAGAUAGGAGUUCUUCUUCGCCUCUCACAUCCAAACAUUAUAAAACUGAAAGAGAUAUUCGAAACCCCUACAGAAAUCAGUCUGGUCCUAGAACUUGUCACAGGAGGAGAGCUGUUUGACAGGAUUGUGGAAAAGGGAUAUUAUAGUGAACGAGAUGCUGCAGAUGCUGUCAAACAAAUCCUGGAGGCAGUUGCUUACCUACAUGAAAAUGGGAUUGUUCAUCGUGAUCUCAAGCCAGAGAACCUCCUAUAUGCAACUCCAGCCCCAGAUGCACCACUCAAAAUCGCUGACUUCGGACUCUCUAAAAUCGUGGAACAUCAAGUGCUCAUGAAGACAGUGUGUGGAACCCCAGGAUACUGCGCACCUGAAAUUCUUAGAGGAUGCGCCUAUGGACCUGAGGUGGACAUGUGGUCUGUAGGAAUAAUCACCUAUAUCUUACUCUGUGGAUUUGAACCAUUCUAUGAUGAAAGAGGUGAUCAGUUCAUGUUCAGGAGAAUUCUGAAUUGUGAAUAUUACUUUAUCUCCCCCUGGUGGGAUGAAGUGUCUCUAAAUGCGAAGGAUUUGGUCAGAAAAUUAAUUGUGUUGGAUCCUAAGAAAAGGCUGACUACCUUCCAAGCUCUCCAGCACCCGUGGGUCACAGGUAAAGCAGCCAAUUUUGUCCACAUGGAUACAGCUCAAAAGAAGCUCCAGGAAUUCAAUGCCCGGCGUAAGCUCAAGGCAGCAGUGAAGGCCGUGGUGGCCUCUUCCCGGUUGGGAAGUGCCAGCAGUAGUCAUGGCAGCAUCCAGGAAAGCCAGAAGGCCAGCCAAGAGCCAUCUCCAACACAGGAUGGCAGUGAAGAUGUUAAAGCUCUUCCGGAGGGAGAGGAAAUUCAUGGAUAUGGGGCUCAAGUGGCAGUUGAGGGGGCAGAGGCUGAGCUGAUGAAGGUGCAGGUUGUAGAGGAAGUUAAAGAAGCUGAUAUAAGUGCCACUGAGGCCACCGAGAUGGUGUCUGAGGCACUGGAGGAUGGGAUAAAGGAGGCUGACCUGGAAAUAGAGGAGGGCCUGGUGGAGGAAAAGCUGAAGACUGUUGAGGAAGCAUCGGCCCCCAAAGAAGGGCAAGAAAACCCUGCUCUGGAAUUUGGAGCUCAGCAGAAUGAUGUGAUCCUGCCAGAGUACUAAAUUGGCUUCCUUCCAAUCUGGGAGCCAAAUCCUGGCACUUUAUACAUUUUGUCCUUCAGCAGGGAAGGUGUGGAAGCAUGAUAUGCACUAUCGUGAUUUUGUUUUUGAGGUGCAAAAAAUACAUAUAUCUCAGUUGGUAAUCCUAACUUCAAUGCAUGUGACUGCUUUAUGAAAAAAUAGUGUCUUCUAUGGUUUGUAAUGGAUACUUAAUACAGAUGAAUUAAAUUUGAAAUUGCAAGUAAACAACAUAACAUUUAAAAACAUACACUUUCAGGGACCAGUAGCACACAUUAGAAGUAAAUAGUAACAGAUUGUUUUUGCUGUGCAAACCUCACCAUCCUACAUCGUUUGGAUUUCUUCACAAGGCGGUAAUUCCUUUGGACUGUUGCUCAGCUAAUGCUAGGUAGCACUGUAAGAUGUGUUCCCAUGACAUUCACAUUAUUUUCAGUAAUAUGUUCAAACUGUUUACAAGGAGAUUGUCAGGUUAGAGUUGUAUGAUAUGUGCAAAAAAAAAAAUCCACUUAUAAUGGUGAGAAAUUGAAGCAUAUUUUAAUAAGGGCUAUGAAACCAUAUGCCCCUAAA
Messenger RNA from Phacochoerus africanus (Common warthog), 2285 nucleotides. RefSeq names its product calcium/calmodulin dependent protein kinase IV (gene CAMK4). The record is from RefSeq and is a predicted model, not a curated record. The coding region runs from base 282 to 1703 and encodes 473 amino acids. The transcript has 11 exons. Gene Ontology annotation, biological process: protein phosphorylation. Gene Ontology annotation, molecular function: calmodulin binding; calcium/calmodulin-dependent protein kinase activity; ATP binding. Lineage: Eukaryota; Metazoa; Chordata; Mammalia; Artiodactyla; Suidae.